AUGUCCGCCAAAGCAGAGGACACCCACGUCCGAGACAUGAUCCGAGAGUCUUUACAGCGAAUCCUGAACCUGGCCAUGGAAGCCAACAAAAAUGUGCAGCAGAACAACGUCCAGAACGCAGUCUUGUUCGAAGCCAUCAAUCUCAUCAUCCAUCUCGAUACCGAGCACGCGCUCAUGAAGCAGAUUUCGUCUCGCCUGGGCCGAUUCAUCCAGAGCAGGGAGACAAACGUGCGAUAUCUUGGGCUGGAGGCAAUGACGCAUCUGGCUGCCCGGACAGAAACCCUCAUACCCAUCAAGCAGCACCAAGAAAUAAUCCUCGGGUCCCUCAAGGACAGAGACAUUAGCGUCCGCAGAAAAGGACUGGACCUGCUGUACAGCAUGUGCGACGCCACCAACGCCCGCAUCAUUGUCGGCGAGCUGCUGCACUUUCUGCAGAGCGCAGACUUUGCCAUUCGCGAGGAAAUGGUGCUUAAGAUUGCCAUUCUCACCGAAAAAUAUGCCACCGACGUCCAGUGGUACGUCGACAUCUCGCUGCGCCUGAUUGCCAUGGCUGGUGAUCAUGUCAGUGACGAAGUCUGGCAGCGGGUAAUUCAGAUUGUCACCAACAACGAAGAGCUUCAGGUCUACGCGGCACAGACUGCUCUGCAGUACGUCAAGUCCGACCAUUGCCACGAGACGCUGGUCAAGAUUGGGGCGUAUAUCCUGGGCGAAUUCGGCCACUUGAUUGCCGAUCAGUCUCGCUGCAGCCCCAUUGAGCAGUUCAUGGCUCUCCAGGGGAAGCUGUCUGGCUGCUCGCCCAGCACCCGGGCCAUGAUUCUGUCGUGCUUCAUCAAGUUUGUCAACUUGUUCCCCGAGAUCAAACCACAUCUCCUUCACACAUUCGAGUUUUACAGCCACACGUUGGAUUCGGAGAUGCAGCAAAGAGCGUGCGAGUACCUCACGCUGGCGAAUAUGCCCACCGACGACCUUCUGAGGACCGUCUGUGACGAGAUGCCGCCCUUCCCCGAGCGGGAGUCUGCUCUCCUUUCCCGACUCCACCAGAAGCAUGCAAACACCAGUGAUCGCCGUACGUGGGUGGUUGGAGGCAAGGACGCCAAUUCUGAUGGCACUGAGCUCGGCAUGGCGAAGCCGGGAGCCCUUAAGAGGACCUUUAGCUCCGCCGCGGCGCUCAACGGCGGGAAGGCCAAUGGGGGCGCCAACGGUGCCAACGACCUCGCCGGCCUGGACAUGAACGCCGCUUCGCCGUCCGAGCCCAAGAUGCUCAAGGCCCCCAACCUCGCGAGCGCGGCUCACCUGUCUCCGGGCUGGGAGAAGGGCUUCGAAGAGCUCAUGCUGCGGUCGGAUGGCAUCCUGUACGAGGAUGGUCAGCUUCAAAUCGGCGUGCGGUCCGAAUACCGCGCACAGAUGGCUUGCCUCAUCGCCUACUUCUCCAACAAGUCGCCGUCGCCCAUGACUUCCUUCACAACCACUCUGGAUCUGGACGAGAGCGAGAAGAGCAACCUGGCCUGGGACGUCAAGGGUCUCCCCGACAGCACGAUUGGCGCCGGAGGGCAAACGCAACAGGUCAUCAUGUUUGAGUCGAAGAAGAUUUUCGAGAAGAGCCCGACGGUGCGAAUCAGCUACCUGGCCGGCGCGUUGCAGGCGGUGACGUUGAAGCUGCCCGUCGCCGCACACAAGUUCAUGGAUCCCACGGAUCUCUCCGCCGAAGACUUCUUCAAGCGCUGGAAGCAGAUCGGGGCCGGAUCUCGCGAGGCACAGGCAAUCUUUGGACUCACAGGUGGCAAGGGCAACAAGAGAGAAAUCACGGAAAAGUUUGUCACCAGCACCGUCGAGGGCUUCCGAUGGCGGGUGCUGGACAUGGUUGAUCCCAACCCGAAGAACGUGGUGGGCGCCAGUGUGUUGCACACCUCGGAGGGAGGAAAAUUCGGCUGUCUCUUGCGUCUGGAGCCCAACUAUUCCAGCCAGAUGCUCCGACUCACAAUCCGCGCCACGGACGACUCAGUGCCGGCAAUCAUGUUGAAACUCAUGCAGGAGAGACUCGCUCAGGGGGUCUCGACCGUCGCCGAGUACCAACCGCCGAGCCGUCAGGAAAUUUCGGAAGCGUUUGGGAACACAAUGGUCUAG
Metarhizium album ARSEF 1941 is the source of this 2124-nucleotide messenger RNA. Its product is annotated as Armadillo-like helical. The record is from RefSeq and is a predicted model, not a curated record. Bases 1 to 2124 code for a protein of 707 amino acids. Gene Ontology annotation, molecular function: clathrin-cargo adaptor activity. The transcript is spliced from 2 exons. Gene Ontology annotation, cellular component: membrane coat; AP-2 adaptor complex. NCBI's taxonomy places the organism in Eukaryota, Fungi, Ascomycota, Sordariomycetes, Hypocreales, Clavicipitaceae. Gene Ontology annotation, biological process: intracellular protein transport; clathrin-dependent endocytosis.